Symbiodinium natans is the source of this 2577-nucleotide messenger RNA. NCBI's taxonomy places the organism in Eukaryota, Dinophyceae, Suessiales, Symbiodiniaceae. The record is from the annotation of a GenBank genome assembly.
AUGGGUGUUCCGACCUUCUUCAGAUGGAUUUGUGUCAGGUAUCCCAAGGUCAUCCGCGACACCAUCGAAAGAGAACCGGUCGAGAUGGAUGGCCGAAUGGUGCCUGUGGAUCUAGAUGAGGAUGCUCCGAAUGGUGACUUCGACAACCUCUAUCUCGACAUGAACGGAAUUAUCCAUCCUUGCUGUCAUCCCGAAGAUGGGCCGGCACCAGAAGAUGAGGAACAUAUGUACGAGAACAUCUUCCUGUACCUCGAUCGCCUUUUUCGCAUCGUCAGGCCAAAACGGCUCGUGUACAUGGCCAUUGAUGGUGUGGCGCCCCGUGCCAAAAUGAACCAGCAGCGAGCUCGUCGGUUCCGGGCUGCACAGGAGAGGGAGGAGAUGGAGCGGGAGCAAGAAAGGCUUCGGCAAGACUGGGAGGCAGAGGGGCGAACACUGCCCAACAGAACUGCGGGCAAAGUUUUCGAUUCCAAUGUGAUCACGCCUGGAACGAACUUCCUGCACAAGAUGUCAGAGGCCAUCCGAUACUACAUUCACGACCGUACCACAAACGACCCGCUGUGGCAGAAGCUCAAGUUUCGCGUGAUACUCUCCGAUGCGAACGUGCCCAGUGAAGGUGAGCACAAGAUCAUGCAGUACAUUCGACUGCAACGUGCGCAACCAGACUACGAUCCGAACACCAGGCAUUGUUUGUAUGGUGCCGACGCAGAUCUCAUCAUGCUUGGACUUGCUACCCACGAGGCACACUUCUCCAUCAUCCGAGAAGUAGUGAUUCCGAAGUCGGAGAAGAAGUGCACCCUUUGUGGAGGAACCGGCCAUGUGGCUUCAGAGUGCACGGGUGAGGGGGACGACGCGGACGACAGCAUUGCUAUACAGAAGCCGUUCCAGAUCGUGUCACUGCCUGUGCUGCGCCAGUAUCUCCAGCUCCAGUUCGCUGAGCUUGUGGACAGGAUGCCGGAAACUUUGCUUUACGACUUCGAGAGGUGCGUUGAUGACUUCGUGUUCAUGUGCUUCUUUGUCGGCAACGACUUCUUGCCGCAUCUCCCGUCUUUGAGCAUUAGAGACGGCAGCAUCGACCAAAUGAUGGCUCUGUAUGUCGAGAUCCUCCCGUCCCUAGACGACUAUUUGACGGACUGUGGCAGAACCAACCUAGCUCAAGUUGAGCAGUUUCUGGAAUAUUUAGGCGGCAUUGAGGACCAGGUCUUCAAGAACCGCUUGGAGAGGGAGGCGAAGAUGAGAGCCGAACGGCAGGAGGAGCGUAGCAAGGAGCACGCGGACGAGGGCAACGUCGGCGCUGAAGGAGGUCAAGGUCAAGGUGGCCAAAUGGGCGGAGAUCUGGCUGGUGAAGGCAGCACCGCCGAUUCUUUCCUGCCCAAGGAAGAGGCCUCCGACACGAGCGCUUUCCACGCGCAGCUGCUGGCCCAGAGCUUCUCCAUGGACUUUGAGAACUUGGAGACACCGGAGCCACCAGCAAAGCGGCAGCGCCAGGAGCCAACUCUGGAGCCACCGAAGCCAAAGGAGAACAAGGCCAAAUCGGGAAAGGUAGUGGAUCGUGAGUUCCACAUGGCCCUGCGAGAUCGCCUGAACAACAGGCAAGAUCUGGGAGAGGCCAUGCCCGACACUGUCCGGCUAGGGGAAGGGCCGCACUGGAAGCAGCGGUACUAUUUCGAAAAGUUCAAGGUAAAACAGGAUGACCUUGUCGACUUCCUGCAGCGAAUUCGCAAAGCAUAUGUCGAGGGCCUGUGUUGGGUUCUGGUUUACUACUACCAGGGCUGUCCGUCUUGGACCUGGUUCUAUCCCUACCACUAUGCGCCGUUUGCCUCUGAUCUGAUUGGCUGCGGCAACCUCAAAUGUGGAGAGUUGACUUACUUCCAGACUGGACAACCCUUCCAGCCUUUCCAGCAGCUGAUGAGUGUCCUUCCGCCAGUCAGUGCUGAGGAGGCUGGCAUCCCAGCGGCAAUGCGCGAGCUCAUGAAGCAGGCCUUCUCUCCGCUGAUCGAUUUCUAUCCUGUGGACUUCGGUCUGGACUUGAAUGGCAAGCGUUUCACGUGGCAGGCCGUUGUACUCUUGCCGUUCAUCGACGAGCCUCGUUUGCUGCGGAUCUUAGGGCCGCUUCUGGCCAAGCUGAAGCCGCAUGAGAAGAUCCGAAAUCGACGGGGCAACGAGCUCGUCUUCGGGCAUAAGCAGGACAAGGCGUUGUUUCACGCUGUCCAGCUUGCGCAAGCAGCCUUCGAAGCGGGUCAUGCUGGCCUAAAACAGACUGUACGCGACAGAUAUCUCUUCGGAGCUUUGGAGGGCUGGCAAGGCGGCGGCGCAAACCGAGAGGUGACCUCCCCCAUUGAGGGCCUCCCUGAUGUGGAAGAGUCCCACUGUAUCUCAGCGCAGUUCACCGACCCCGAAGGGGUGCCUCACACUUCCAAGUUGUUGCCGGGCAUCUCUGAACAGCCACUGGUGGUGAAUGCCGCGGACAUGGACGAAGGAUCUCGCAUGAAGGGCUUCGGCGGAGAACCGGCACGGAAGCUCAUCAUGCAAGCCCUUGGCAAGGACGGACGAAGAAAGCGAUACCAGGAAGCCAUGUGA